Messenger RNA from Oryzias melastigma (Indian medaka), 2403 nucleotides. RefSeq names its product methenyltetrahydrofolate synthetase domain containing (gene mthfsd). The transcript is spliced from 9 exons. The record is from RefSeq and is a predicted model, not a curated record. Gene Ontology annotation, cellular component: cytoplasm. The coding region runs from base 127 to 1578 and encodes 483 amino acids. Gene Ontology annotation, molecular function: RNA binding. Lineage: Eukaryota; Metazoa; Chordata; Actinopteri; Beloniformes; Adrianichthyidae.
CUGAGCCACCGUAGUGGUGAUAAACAAACGACAGGCAGCUGUUUGUUCGUGUUAGUGCUCACGUGGAGGGAUUUGCAGCGUGGAGCGCACUCAAAAGUGUCGCAGAAGCAACCAGCUCGUAUCUCAAUGGAGCCUGUCAUAAAAAUAAACUCAGGGGCGUCGAAAUGGGACAUACGUCAGAAAGUGUGGGACUACAUAGAAGAGAAGAACUUGGCCAACUUUCCAAGACCUGUCCACAACAGAAUCCCAAACUUCAAGGGCGCAAUUCAAGCAUGCAAUCGACUGGCAGAGCUGCAGCAAUUCAAGUCCAGCCAGACAGUCAAAGGUGCUUUUGCUAGCUGUGCCAAACUCACAGAGCUGGCAGUCUUCUCCCAGUCAGCUGAGGUGAAGGUGGAUCCCGACAAACCUCUUGAGGGCGCACGGCUGGCAGUGCUGCAGGCACACAAAACGUUAUUGGUUCCAACUCCUCGUCUUCGCACCGGCCUCUUCAACAGGAUCACCCCUCCACAGGGUGCCAGCAAAGAGCAGCUGCGUGUAUGCUCCUCAUCCCAGGGAGUGAGGGACUUCAGUGUGCCUGUUGGCCUGGAUGCUAAGGUGAAGGUAGAUUUGGUGGUGGUUGGUUCUGUUGCCGUCUCAGAGAAAGGCUUCCGGAUCGGAAAGGGGGAAGGCUUUGCAGACAUGGAGUAUGCCAUGAUGGUUUCAAUGGGAGCCGUGGAUGAGAACACCGUGGUUGUGACUGUAGUCCACGACAGCCAGGUGGUUGAUAUUCCAGAGGAGCUCAUGGGCAGUCAUGAUCUGACUGUUGACUUCAUACUCACACCCACCAGAGUCAUUGAAACUCACUGCAAGCUACCAAAACCACAGGGAAUCAUCUGGACCAAGCUGGACGAGGAAAAGCUGGAGAAGAUCCCCAUCCUGAAGAAGCUGCGUGCUCUGGAGGAACAGGCUGGGAAGGAUGUCACCAUGGGGGCGACCUCACCCGGUCUGGAGACUGAUCAACCAAAACAGCAGCCCAAGCGGAGGCCGAGACAAAACACGCAGCAGGAUGCUGAGGGGGAACGCAGACGGGAGAGAAGAGCAGAGCCAGAACAGAAGGCGAGACAACAAACGGCCAGAGUGAGGAAAGAAAGCGAAGGAAGACGGGAGAGGGAGGGAGAAGCUGCCAAUGUAACAAAGGGAAAAAGCACUAAGAUUGUAAAACAAGAGGGUGAUGUCCCAACUGAGAGUAGAUCUCCUCCCAGUGUAACUACAGUGUACCUGGGAGGAAUCCCUGCUGGGCUCCGUGUGAGUGAGCUGAAAACUGCGCUCCGAGAGAGGAAAGCUGCUCCGCUCAGACUCACCUGGCAGGGAGCUCAGCACAGGGCCUUCCUGGAUUACACUGACCCCCAGGCUGCCGACCAGGCUUUAGAAGCUCUGCAGGGUCUCAGUCUGAACGGCCACAAUCUGCAGGCUGAGAUGGCCAAGAGCCAGCGUGGAGGCAGGAGGUCUGGACAGCCCAGUAAGAGACAAAGACCACCCAUUGUUUCAAAGUCUAAAAUACCUCCAGAAACCAAGAGUGGCACUAAGGAAACGGAGUAAAUAAACAACAAAACCAAUGCUUUUAAACAGAUACAUAGAAAGAGUUGAAGUUCGUUUUGAUUAGUUGCAUGAAGCCAGGAAAAAUAGUGGUAGAGGAAGUUUGAUUUAGUUGUUUUUUUUCUACUUUACAGUUAGGCGUGCAUGAAUGUGCCUUAAUCAUUUUACAUCAUCUCUCAUGGAAGGCAAUCAUUGCAAACUACAAAUGAUUGUUCUUGAUUUGAUACAAAUAACAUAAAUGUAUUAUAAUUUAGGUAAAUAUAAUUUUAGACCACUAAAUCUACUUGUUAUCUUUAAAAAAACAAUUUAAAUGUAGCUGUAAGAGCUGAACUUCAGCUGCAAAUGGCACCAUCGUGUGGUCAGUAUCACGAUGUGUUAUCCAGCUCUUUGACAAACAUCACAAAUGUUACUGGAAAAGUUUUUGGGAUUUUUGUCAUCUGCAAAUGUAUUAAUCUUUUAAAAAGUAUGCGAGAAUUGAGUUAUUAGCUAUUAUCUUAUAGUGCCACCAUGGCAACCUAAUCUAAGAAAAGUAAUAUACUUUUUGCCACAGUGUUCAAACAUGACAGUCAUAGAAAGGUCACAUGUAUUUUGAGUUGUACUGGUUACGUUUGGGUUUAUUGUUGUGCUUUUUAAGAAAGUUAUUAGUGUAUAAAAACAGUUAAACAGCAAAAGUUUCUGCUCAUUUUUCCGUAAACUUUCAUUUCAUUUCUCAUAAUUAUAACAGCUUGCUGGUUCCAGCGUAUUCUUUUUCCUUUUGUAGAUGUCUUUACAUGUCUACCUGAAUCUUUAUUCUUAUAACGAAGAAUAAACAUUUCUCUUUCUUUAAAA